Molecule: messenger RNA, 1045 nt
Organism: Lacerta agilis (Sand lizard)
Lineage: Eukaryota; Metazoa; Chordata; Lepidosauria; Squamata; Lacertidae
Gene: NTF3
Product: neurotrophin 3
Exons: 2
Coding region: 148-960 (270 amino acids)
Biological process (GO): nerve development; nerve growth factor signaling pathway; negative regulation of neuron apoptotic process
Molecular function (GO): nerve growth factor receptor binding; growth factor activity
Source: RefSeq, a predicted model, not a curated record
UUCUGGAUGGAAGAUGCAAAGUGUUGAGUGGAUAAAUUUCCGUACAGACUGGAGGCUAAGCAGAGAACGACAGAAGAAUAAGUUUACUUAAGAAGCAUCAGCGAAGGAAGAUUUCCUCCUCGGUGAAAGCCAACCCAAGCAGUGAAAAUGAUGAUGAGGCAGAUCUUACACGUGAACAAGGUGAUGUCCAUCUUGUUUUAUGUGAUAUUCCUUGCUUAUCUCCGUGGCAUCCAGUCUACCAACAUGGACCAAAGGAGUUUACCAGAAGAUUCAAUAAAUUCUCUCAUCAUAAAACUCAUUCAAGCAGACAUCUUAAGAAAUAAGAUCUCCAAGCAAAUCACAGAUAUUAAGGAUAGCGUUCAAGACACAAUGAAGAAAACAGAGACUGAUGAGCCUGAUAUGGAUAGCAAUGAAAGUGUGAAACUGGAUUUCCAGCCGGUUAUCUCAAUGGAUACAGAACUACUAAAACAUCAGAAACGCUACAGCUCCCCCAGGGUCCUCCUGAGUGACAAUACCCCAUUGGAACCCCCACCAUUAUACAUCACGGAGGAUUACAUUGGCAGUUCUGUGGCGGCAAACCAAACGUCUCGGCAGAAGAGGUUUGCCGAAAACAAGAGUCACCGUGGGGAGUAUUCCGUGUGUGACAGUGAGAGCCGAUGGGUCACAGACAAAUCUUCUGCUAUUGACAUUAGAGGACACCAGGUUACUGUGCUGGGAGAAAUCAGAACAGGGCCUUCCCCAGUCAAACAAUAUUUUUAUGAAACAAAGUGUAAACAAGCCAAGCCUGCCAAAAGCGGCUGCCGUGGUAUAGAUGAUAAGCACUGGAACUCCCAGUGCAAAACAUCCCAAACAUUUGUACGAGCAUUGACUUCAGAAAACAAUAAACUUGUAGCCUGGCGAUGGAUAAGAAUAGACACUUCUUGUGUGUGUGCAUUAUCCAGAAAAAUUGGACGAACAUAGGUCUCUGCCUCUCCGUCGUAUAAAUUAUUAUGUCUAAAUUAUAUGAUAUGCAUGUAGCAUAUAAAUGUUUAUAUUGUUUUAUAUA